AUGAAAGAGUUGUCCAGGACACACGGCUUCAACCCUAACCAGGCUGCAGCAAUUCAAGACUGCGUCGCUGACAUCAAGGACUCGGUGAAGGAGCUUCAAAAAUCGGUGACGGGAACGGAUAGUGACGCCAAGAUGAGAUCGGGCGCAUCCGAUUUUCAGGUUCAGUUGAGGGAAAUUCAGGCAUGGGUGAGAACUGCGUUGGAGGAAGAGGAGCUUUGCAUGCAUGCAUUUCCUGUUAAGGGAAUGAAGGGGAAACUCAAGACGGUGGUGCGUGGGCGUAUAGUUAAGACUGCUCAUUUGACAAGCAAUGCCUUGGCUCUUGUCAACCAAUAUGCCUUGGCAAAACCAAAUUAA
Carica papaya (papaya) is the source of this 354-nucleotide messenger RNA. The record is from RefSeq and is a predicted model, not a curated record. NCBI's taxonomy places the organism in Eukaryota, Viridiplantae, Streptophyta, Magnoliopsida, Brassicales, Caricaceae.